This is a messenger RNA of Syzygium oleosum, 1230 nucleotides long. RefSeq names its product F-box protein At3g07870-like. The record is from RefSeq and is a predicted model, not a curated record. Lineage: Eukaryota; Viridiplantae; Streptophyta; Magnoliopsida; Myrtales; Myrtaceae. Bases 1 to 1230 code for a protein of 409 amino acids. The transcript has a single exon. Gene Ontology annotation, molecular function: protein binding.
AUGGAAUCACUCUCCGGUAUCAUUCCAUCCAAUGUUAUGGUCGAAAUCCUCGCUUGCUUACCAGCCCGGUCUCUCAUCCGGUUCCGGUGCGUCUCCAAGUCAUGGCGUUCACUGUUGUCCGAACCGUUCUUUGUGACAAUGUGGUUGAAUCGCAGCGGGACUUCCCUCCUAGUGGUCCCGUUGGAAUGGGAAAAUCGCGACCAGUGCUCUUUAGUGUUUGAAAACGUGUCCAUCGGGAUGAAAAAUUUGAACCUACCUGUAGGGGACAAAUGGAUUUCGGUAUCCGUGAUCGGUUCGUCCCGUGACGGCUCUCUAAUUUGCUUGACCGGGCUUUCGUACACACGCCGCCGUGCGAGCAAGCAAGCCAUUAUCCUGUGGAGCCCGUUCACAGGUGAAGUCAAGGCCCUUGGCAACAAGGGUUGCGUCCAUUGCCAUCGUUGGCCUGUUUGCACCGAAUCCCUAAUUCAGGGCUAUAAUUCAGCAUGCUGCAAUCAGUAUCUUGUCCACGGUUUCGGGUAUGAGCUGAAUGCCCGGGAUUACAAGGUCGUGAGGAUUACUUAUUCUCGCGGCGUUGUGAGAGAAGAUGAUUCUCCAAUAAGGCCAUGGCUUGUCGAGGUUUACAGCCUACGCAGCGACACAUGGAAGAGCCUGGGCAGGCCCAGUUUCACCUGGACGGUCCGCGGCAAUUCACGGGCAUUUGUCAACGGUUCUGCGCAUUGGCUCGCGGCGCCUACAGCGGAUGCACCUUACAACUCAAUCGUGGCCUUUGAUAUGAAGGAGGAAGCAUUUGGAGAAGUCAUCGAGCUGCCCCGAUUGGAAAAUCUCUUGCAAUUCUCCCUGAAUCCGAGAGGCAAAGCAACGCUCUCGGUGUCACAUGGUUCCCUGGCUCUGAUCGCUUUCGGCAUAUGGAAUCGAGAGGAAUGCGGCAUUUGGGUGAUGAAGGAGUACGGCGUGGUUGAGUCCUGGACUAAGCAGCAUCACAUUGUGCUACCAAUCGGGUCGACGGUCCGGGCGGCCUUGGGACUUACCGGGCGUGGCAAGAUGUUGCUUCGCAUGGUUGAUGAGAAGUUGAUGUGCUGUGAUGUGGAGGAUAUGCAGAUUAGCGAGGUUGGAAUCCAGGGACGCGGCGCGGAGUCAUCUUUUGAUGUCAUUGAUUUGGGAGGAGGAGAUCCUACUCUCAGGAACCAAGCGGGUCUAGAUUCACUGUUGACUAUACUCAACCACAAAUAA